Oryza brachyantha (malo sina) is the source of this 1609-nucleotide messenger RNA. RefSeq names its product BTB/POZ domain-containing protein At1g63850-like. The transcript has 2 exons. The coding region runs from base 118 to 1569 and encodes 483 amino acids. The record is from RefSeq and is a predicted model, not a curated record. Lineage: Eukaryota; Viridiplantae; Streptophyta; Magnoliopsida; Poales; Poaceae.
CCAUUCCCCUUUGUCCUGUUCAUUUCCCUCUGGAGCUUGGACCGUGCAACCGCCCUUCUGCCCCCGCCCACCAGAGGAAGAAAUCCCCAAUUCCCAACGCCGAGCGGCGAGCCGGCAAUGUCCCUCCGCAAGCGCCAGCGUUCGGCGAGCAGCUCCCGGCUCAGCACCCUCUCGUCGCCGGCUCCCCACGCCGCCGCCGCCGCCGCCGCCUCCGCUUCCGCCUCCUCUCCUCCACUGUCGUUCCCCAACGCCGACCUCGUUCUCCGCCUCCACCUCGACCCCUGCCCGGACGAUGGCGCCGAUUUUGACGCCGGCGGAGAAGAUCAGCGGGGUUCGGAGGCGCCCUCCCUCGACCUCCACGUCUCCUCGGCGUCCCUGCUCCGCUCCCGCUACUUCGGCGCUCUCCUGUCCGACCGUUGGAGCCCCGCCCCCUCCUCCGCCGCAGGCGGGCACCUCUCCCUCGCGGUGGCCGCCGCGUACUCCUGCGCGCACCCUUUCCACGCACACGUCGAGGUCGUCCGCCUCCUCCACACGCUCGACUUCGCCGGCGCCAUCCACUCGCCCGCCGACGCCCUCGACAUCCUCCCCGUCGCGCUCCAGCUCCUCUUCGACGCGUGCGUCGAGGCGUGCACACGAUUCCUCGAGGCCGUCCCCUGGUCGGCGGAGGAGGAGGCCCGCGUCCUCGAGCUCGCGCCUCUCCUCCCCGCCGUUGAGGCUGCCGACCUCCUCGUUAGGAUCACACCUCCCCCAGCCGCCUCCUCCUCUGCUGCUGGGGGCGAGGCCGCCAGGUCGCCCUCCGAGGCGAUGCUGCACGGCUUGAUCCACUCCGCCAUCCAUGGCCACCCGGUCCCUGCUGCAACCAAGGCGUUCGUCGCGAUGCUCCUCAAGGACUACCCCUCCCGUGACUGCGUGCAGAAGGUGCUUGAUGAGGCAUUUCUGUCACGGCUGGAGACUGUCAAGGAGCUCAUGGGGAAGUAUGCGAGCCCGGACUUCAGGGUUGCGGUGGAUAGCGAUGAGCGGGAGGCAAUACAGAGGCUGAACCUGCAGUCCGCGGUAUUGAAUGUGAGGCACUUGCUUUGGCUCAUUGAGAGGAUGGUGGAAAUGAGGGUGGCCGAUAAUGCAGUUAAGCUAUGGAGUGAGCAGGCUGCACUGACCGCUGAUCUGCAGAAGUUGCUGAAUGAUGUGGAUAUGUGGAAGAAUAUUACUCCUGGGCUUCCUGUGCUUGUUACCAGAUGCACUCUCAGGUUCGCCCAUUCGGUUGUGAAUGGGGAGACACUAGUUCCUCGUCAGGUGAGGACGAAGCUUGUCAAAAGUUGGCUACCUGUCCUAAAUGUCUGCAGGAACAUGGUUCAGCCUAUGCAGUGUGGAUACAAGUCCCCAAAUUGCCAAGAGCUGGAGGAGACAUUUCUCCAGAUCAUCUCCACCUUGCCUGUCCCGGAUGCUCAGGAGCUUCUUCAACAGUGCCUCGGGUUCUCCACUCGCAAUGUUGAUGACUGCCCGCACUUGGUCGCUGCCUUCAAGACAUGGUUCAGGCGUGCUGGCCGGGCUCCACAAGGCGCGGAGAAUUGAGAGGUGCCUUGCUGCUAAUGUUUGCCUUGCCAGCGUGUAC